This is a messenger RNA of Xyrauchen texanus (razorback sucker), 1904 nucleotides long. RefSeq names its product fibroblast growth factor 17 (gene fgf17). The record is from RefSeq and is a predicted model, not a curated record. The coding region runs from base 402 to 1049 and encodes 215 amino acids. Lineage: Eukaryota; Metazoa; Chordata; Actinopteri; Cypriniformes; Catostomidae. The transcript has 5 exons. Gene Ontology annotation, molecular function: type 1 fibroblast growth factor receptor binding; growth factor activity; type 2 fibroblast growth factor receptor binding. Gene Ontology annotation, biological process: fibroblast growth factor receptor signaling pathway; positive regulation of protein phosphorylation; animal organ morphogenesis. Gene Ontology annotation, cellular component: cytoplasm.
GUGAAAGACUCAUGGGAGGGAUCUUGACGUCUAUCAUUUUGGAGCAGUGAGAGAUCCAGACGCACAGAGUACACUGCCUCUCUUCAGAUGUGACAGCGCCAACACAACAUCAAGAGCACCAUUAAAACGCAUCAUCGCUUUUUAACAGACGAUAUGAUUUAGAGAGAAGUGUGUUUGGGUAGAACACAUAUGAUGGAACCCCGUAAUCUUCUGGACUAUAUGUGGAUAAGUUUUUCCAAAUCGGAUUUAUCUGCGCAUUUGUUUGCGGAGACGCACAUCUGAGGGGGGUUUUAAAGAUCUUUAUUAGCGUAUGGAUUUGACUCAACUCAAUUAAUCAGGAGAUCACAGCGAGCUGGGUUACCAUUCAGGACAUCCUUGGAAUAUUACUUUCUGUUAACACAAUGUAUGGAAUAAAUCAGCGCUGCUUGUACAUAUCUUUUCACUUCUUCGUGGUGUGGUGCCACGCGCAGGGGGAGAAGAAUCACCCUUCUCCUAAUUUUAAGCAGUAUGUGAGGGAACAGGGCUCACUGACGGACCAGCUGAGCCGGCGGCAGGUCCGAGUCUACCAGCUGUACAGCAGAACGAGCGGCCGACACGUGCAGAUCCAGGGCAAGAGAGUGACCGCCACCGCAGAGGACGGAAACACUUUCGCCAGACUUUAUGUGGAGACAGACACCUUUGGAAGUCGCGUUCGGAUUAAAGGAGCAGAGAGUGGCAGAUACUUGUGCAUGAACCGCAGGGGAAAGCUAGUGGGCAAGCCCAAUGGCCGAGGAAGGGAUUGCAUCUUCACAGAGAUCGUGCUGGAGAACAACUACACUGCUUUCCAGAACGCUAAAUAUGAAGGCUGGUAUGUGGCCUUCAGCAGGAAAGGUCGGCCCAUCAAGGCUUCCAAUACCAGGGAGAACCAGCGAGAGGUUCACUUCAUCAAGCGCCUCCACAAAGGUCCACUUCCCUUCCCAAACUCAGACCAACCCAAACAAUUUGAGUUCAUUAGCUUUCCACCGACCCAACGGGCUAAACGCAACAGAAAAUCCCAUGCUUCUUCCUAACACCAUGCCACAUGGACUCAUCUGACUUUUUUAUUUUAAUAAUAAAAAGAGGCAGCUUUAUUUUUGUAAAUGUUUGUACUUAAUGGACUUGUAACAAGCCAACCAUGCUGAAUGGAUGCUCAUUGUAAAGGGGUGACUUGUAAAUACGGUAUGACAGUAGAAAAGAAUCUAUGUAUUGUAAAUAAGGUGGCAUUUUUAUGCGUUGCGUGAGCAUUUUGUACAGACUCUGAAGACAACAUGCUCAAUAUUAAACAUGAUAAAAGAGAUAUUUAAGAGGGAUAUACUGUAUAUGUAAGAUGAAAGAAAUCAACAUCAGUUUAAAAGAUGUUUGACCUUACCUCAUGUGUCAUGAAUAGAAAUGAGAAAAAAUAAUACAAGGAGUUUGCAAAGGAUUCUUACUAAUUAUUAGCCAACUGUGAAGAACUUCAGUGUGAAAAGUGAAAUAUAUAUAUAUAUACAUAUAUAUAUAUUUGACUUUUUUGGUGAGCAACACUUUUAACAUGAAUAGAUUUUAUAAAAUGUAAAAAUGGAGGCAAACAAAACAAGGUUUUAUUAAAUCAACAUGCAACAGCAUACUAUAAUUGGCAGAGAGUCUAAGGACAGUGAAGUGAGAGGAUUGGUGGCCACCUCCUGUAUUACCACUAUCUGCUGCCACCUGCUGCCAUUCUACUGCCAAUGCAGGGAUGAUCUAGUGUAGGGGCCAAGAGGUCAAGGUUUGGCUGGUUAGCCUGGUCCAGUUAACCCUUCUACUGGUACAUGCUGUAACUAAACCAUUCUGGGGGCAAAAAGCAUCUCUCUCUAUUGACAACCAUUCAAAAGUAGCCUUCUGUAGUAUUCUGACAGAAUAAAUCUUUU